Messenger RNA from Lacerta agilis (Sand lizard), 1572 nucleotides. RefSeq names its product Kruppel like factor 2 (gene KLF2). Gene Ontology annotation, molecular function: RNA polymerase II cis-regulatory region sequence-specific DNA binding; DNA-binding transcription factor activity, RNA polymerase II-specific. The record is from RefSeq and is a predicted model, not a curated record. Lineage: Eukaryota; Metazoa; Chordata; Lepidosauria; Squamata; Lacertidae. Gene Ontology annotation, biological process: regulation of transcription by RNA polymerase II.
AUGGCGCUCCUGCCCUCCUUCGCCUCCUUCUGCAGGGACAGCCGCCCGGCCCACCAACGGUGGAGCUUUGGGCUGCCAGCGGAGAAGUUCCCCUGCGGCGGCGGAGACCUCUGCUGCCCUCCCGCCGGCCGCCUGGACGGGCUGUGCCCGCCGUCGAAGGAGGACGACGACCUCAAUCACGUCCUGGAUUUGAUUCUCUCCAUGGGAAGCGGCGCAGACGGAGGGCCCUUUGGCCCUGACAGCGGCGCGCCCCGCGGGGAUUACGGCGCCGGACGGGAGCCCUUCUACGAGCUAAGCCCCUCUCCCGACGGUGGCGGCGGCGGCGGCUACGAGCCGAUGGAGCGGGGCAGCCCUCCGCCCUACGGCGCCACGGCCGCUGCCCUCCUGCCCGAACUGGAAGCUUCCCCCUACGUGCCUUUCCCGGGAGCCACCGCCGGCUUCAUCCAGGGCCGCUUCUUCGUCACGUCGGCGUUCGCGGAGGGGCCCAAGCCGGAGAUGUCGUGGCCACAACCCUGCGCGCAGAUCAAGCAGGAGGGCGCUAGCCCCACGCCCUGCAUGCUGACAGCCUCUCCGCCGCUCCCGGGGGCAGAGACCCCUCCGCUCAGCCCCGACGACCUCUUGGCAGCAGCCGCCGUCGAGUGCCAAGCCCCUCUCGGGCGCCACGCGCAGCCCACCUACCCGGCGCCCUUCGCUCACCCUCUCCACUACCGCCAACACCCGCAGCAGCAGAGCGCGCCGCCCGCCUUCGGCUUCUUCGACGACAGCCUGCCUUGCCCGGUCUCUGCCCCGAGGGGGCUCCUCACACCUCCCUCGUCGCCGCUGGAGCUGCUGGAAGCCAAACCCAAGCGCGGCCGACGAUCCUGGCCGCGCAAACGGACUGCUACUCAUACCUGCACCUACGCCGGCUGCGGAAAGACUUACACCAAAAGCUCCCACCUGAAGGCUCACCUGCGCACCCCACACAGGCGAAAAGCCCUACCAUUGCAACUGGGACGGCUGCGGCUGGAAGUUUGCGCGUUCCGACGAGCUCACGCGCCACUACCGCAAACACACCGGGCACCGGCCCUUCCAGUGCCACCUCUGCGACCGCGCCUUCUCUCGCUCCGACCACCUGGCGCUGCACAUGAAGAGGCACAUGUAGAGAGCGAGGGGGGGGGGACUCUCCAGGACUUAGUCGGGAUCUUGUAGCUGGUACUACGUCCGCCUGCGCCUGGGAUGACGGGGGAGGGAAGGCGUGAGCCGGCCCCUGUAGUAGCAAGAGGGAGACGGGGGGGCUGCGGCCAGCGCCUCUCCAGGAGGCUGCGCGAAAACCUGACGGGCUGCUUUCUGCCCCCAACCCCGGGAGGGAGAAGAUGGGGACUUAAUUUAUACGGCUCUGGAGCGGAGACGAAAGGGCCGUCCGGGUGUAAAUAGCGGAUCUGCGACAGCCCAGGAGAUCAGCUGGAACGGAAGGCUUGGCUUGAGGAUCGCGCGGAGGCAGGGGGGACGCCUCGCGCAAAACGCUCCCAGCUGCCUUAACCUACACUAGAGCUCCUAACAAGGCUUGAGGUCUUGUGAAGAAACGACUUUUUU